Molecule: messenger RNA, 3325 nt
Organism: Leucoraja erinaceus (little skate)
Lineage: Eukaryota; Metazoa; Chordata; Chondrichthyes; Rajiformes; Rajidae
Product: BICD family-like cargo adapter 1
Exons: 10
Coding region: 403-1995 (530 amino acids)
Biological process (GO): vesicle transport along microtubule; Golgi to secretory granule transport
Source: RefSeq, a predicted model, not a curated record
GGGCGUCGGCUUGAGCGCGGCUGUGUUUGCAGGUGCCACCACACUGCUUGUGCGAGUCUCCGAGUCCCCGAAGCGAUUAGUUUCUUUCAAGUCACUCACGAACGCGGAACUCCCAUUGAAAGGUGCGGGGUUCGAACGCUAAACACAUCUCCCGGGCUGAUCUUAUCCUUUAUUUCUCCUGCUUCCCUCACUCUCCACCAUCUGUCUUCUCUGGGGAAAGACGCGGUGCUAGCGACGCUCAUUUCCAUCGGAGCCAGCCUAUAAAAGUCAAAGCCCCAAAACACCCCGGACAGCCCGGACCAAGAGCAAACUUCACGCAGACUUUGGUUGAACGCGGUUUGCAGCCACCGACUGGGACCGUCCUGAGCCUCGUCCACUGUGCCUGCUGCUGGGCUCCUGGAGAUGAAAUCUCCACUGGAGGAGGACCGCUUCCCCUUCGCUCGGGACCGCAUAAGAGAGGUGUCGGCGUUCGUAGACACCACCGACCUGCUCUCCCUCCUCAAGCAGAGGGAGAAGGAAGUUCACGUGGCCGCCGAGCUGGGCAAAGCGCUGCUCACCGAAAACCAGGACUUGAAGAAGGAAAAGGACAGGUUGGAGGAGGAAUACAGCCAAAAGCUGGAGGAGCUUGAACAGGAGAAAUAUGCAUUACGUCUGAAGUACGAAGGGAGGGAGAGUGAGUGGGAGGCUCGAGUAGCAGAACUGGAAGGAGAUCUGCAACAGUUGCAGCUGGAGAUCCAGAAACAGCAACACUACCUGCGCGAGGUUGAAAAAGUCAAAGUUGACGUGGAAUGUGAUCUAAGUGAACAAAACCAGAAACUGGUGGAUCAACUGAGAAAAGCGACUAAAGUGGAGCAGACCCUUGCCCAUGAGAUCCACGCGCUGAGGGGCAUGUUUAUGGGAAAGGAACUCAUACUGCAUGACAAUGCCACAAGAGCACAGAGUCUUCAGGCUGAGAUCACUCUACUGUCGGAACAAAAAAGUAACCUGGAGCAGUGGAUGGUUACGAUGGAAAUGGAGAACCAGUCACUGAAGAACAGCCACGAUUCGAUGCAAGUACAGUGCUCACAGCUGCAGCAAAAGAACGAGGAUCAGUCGUUGAAGCUGACCCUGUCACAGGAGGACUUCAGCGAGGUGCAGACACUGAACCGACAGCUGCUGAGCCGAAUCCAGGAGUUGAGUGAGCAGCAGAUGAUGCAGGAGUCCACAAGCUGCAAUGCUUCCCUGCUCUCGGAAAUAGAGCAGAGUCUGGAGACUGAGACCUGGGAGGCCGGGAAAGAUCAGAUAAAGAAUGAAAUUGAGAAAAUACAUCAGGAAUUACUGACCUUGAUGGGUGUGAACUGCUCUGACAGCUUGACUGGAUGUCAGACUCCAAGCCUCCAGGCAGCCCUCUCACACCUGAAGGAUUUGGUGCACAGUCUGGUGCAUGGCCCUGAUGCACAGUUUAUCCCAGAUGGUGAGCAGAUGAUCCAGGAGAAGAUGAAAUGGCAGCAGCAACAGUUACAACAGGAGCAAGCAGCGAAUCAAGAAAAGCAGCAGAAGAUUGAGGAGUUUCAGAGACAGGUGCAGUUGCAGAGCACUGAUCUGAUGAAUCUCAGGAAGGAAAAUGAUGGCCUGAGAUGCAGCCAGCAGAACUCUUCUGAUGACCAACAUCUGCAGCAGGCCAUUCGUGAACGGGACACUGCGAUUGCAAAGAAAAAUGCAGUAGAAGUGGAGCUGGCCAAGUGUCAAAGAGACAUGAAGUCGUUGAACUCCCAACUUCUGGAGACUAUUCUGCAGAAAGUGGACUUGUCACAAGAGCUGGAAGCUUGGCAGGAUGAUAUGCAAUUUGUAAUAAACCAGCAACUGAGAAGCCAGCAGCAAGCUGAACAAACCUGGAUGGCUUCCACUGAAAAUCCAAGUGAGAACACGGAUUCUAAAUCUCAUCUUUCCUUUCUCCGAAGAACCAAGAGUCAGAUUACUAUUGGGAAAGGCUUCCUUUCAUUGUUUAAGAGGUGAAAGCUACCUUGACGUCUAUCCUUUCUUUAGACAUUCGUGCACCAGUAUUGGAUUUCACCUAUUUUUGGUGCACAAAAACAUUGUUGCUUGCAACAUUAGUGCCAUUUUGGGUCCCUCCCUUAAAACAUUGUUAAAUUGGAUGAAAAGUUCUCUGGAAGUGUGCUUUUGUAUUUUUUUUUUACCUCAAAUGAAAAAAGUUUUGAGCUGCAUGUUUCCCAAUGGGAGCUGCAUGGAUGAGUCUAUACUGCCAUAGCGAUCACUAGGGAGACUUGUUAGAUCUUAAAAGGAACCCUUCCCCACAGCAGCCAUGGACCAGUUAUGUAACUGGCAGGGUAAUACAUGGGGAACGGGGUGAAUCAAAUUUAUGAGACAUGAUCUCCCACACACAAAAGCACGCUGACUAUACCUAAUCACCCCGUCUUUCCAAAUGUGUGUGUAUCUUACCCUUCAGAAUUCUCUGCAGUAACUUUCUUACCACAGAUGUUGGACUUACUGGCCCACAGUUUCCUGUUUUUUUCUUAGUAGCUCCUCUUGAAGAGAGGCACAACAUUAGGCAUCUCCCAGCCUUCCGCCCCUCACCCACAUCUAACAAUCAUUCAUAUAUCUCAGCCAGGCCUCUGCCGUUCCAUCUCUAACUUCCCACAGUGAUCUUGGAUACACCUGAUCAGACCCAGGAGAUUUAUCUACCUUCAUAUGUUUUAGAACAUUCAGCAUCUCCGUGACUACAAUACAGACUGUCCUCAAUCAUCUCCAUUAACUUUCCCUAGUUCCCAGGUCUCCAUAUCUUUCUCCGUGGUACAAAACAGAGGAGAAAUAUUCAUUGAGGAAUUUGAGCAUUUCUUGCAGCUCCACACAUCGAUGACCACUUUGGACCCUAUUCUUUCUCUAGUUACUUUUAUCCUUAAUAUACUUACAAAAACUCUUCGGAUUCUACUUAAUCUUAUCUACAAAAGCUAUGUUAUGCCUCAUUGUCAAAUACAGUAUAUUGCACAUUAGAUCUUCUAAGCUACCAAUCAGCUUUGUUGGAGGUGCUCAAUACUAUUAUAAUCUAAGAUUAUUGAAGGCUUUAUUAAAAAUAAUAGAGUUAGGUGUUCCAAACGGUAAUGUGUAGUAAAAAUAUGAACAGCUGGCACUGGGCCACCGCUCAUUCACCACAUGUAAAGAGAAAAGAACAUUUAGAUUGGAUUGUAGAGGCUUUGUUGGAACCUCAAGUAUAUACAGGGACAACUUAAAUGUACUGAUUUAUACGGAUGUAAUAAGGUUAUUAUGUACUUCUAGGUUUGUCUUAAUUUCUAAUAUUUGUUUUUAUUUUUAUUGUAACUGUAAUAUA